Molecule: messenger RNA, 2127 nt
Organism: Thermochaetoides thermophila DSM 1495
Lineage: Eukaryota; Fungi; Ascomycota; Sordariomycetes; Sordariales; Chaetomiaceae
Product: putative transporter protein
Exons: 7
Coding region: 1-2127 (708 amino acids)
Biological process (GO): urea transmembrane transport; spermidine transport; putrescine transport
Cellular component (GO): plasma membrane
Molecular function (GO): urea transmembrane transporter activity; putrescine transmembrane transporter activity; spermidine transmembrane transporter activity
Source: RefSeq, a predicted model, not a curated record
AUGGAUCACGCCCCGGAAAACAAGGAGCACAUCAAAGCUGCUGCCCUGGGCCAGGGCGUUGGCUAUGCCAUCGUCCUCGGUCUUGGUGGCUUCUUUGCCCUCGGCAUGAUUGCGGUCACUUACAUCUUAAAGCGCUAUAACCGCGAGCUUCAGACAUCUGAAAUGUUCAACACAGCCGGUCGUACUGUGAAGUCCGGUUUAGUCGCAUCAGCUGUCGUCUCAUCCUGGACUUGGGCUGCCACUCUCCUGCAAUCAACGGGUGUUUGCUAUCGUUAUGGCGUCUCCGGCCCCUUCUGGUAUGCUUCCGGUGCUACAGUUCAGAUUCUCCUCUUCGCUACUCUCGCCAUCCAGCUCAAGAAAAAGGCUCCUGCGGCCCACACGUACCUUGAGGUCGUCAAGGCCCGCUAUGGCACCGCGACACACAUUGUCUUCAUGAUCUUCGGCCUGGCAACCAACAUCCUGGUGUCCCUGAUGCUCAUUGUCGGUGGUUCUGCCACCGUCAAUGCCCUGACAGGAAUGCACACCAUUGCUGCUAUCUACCUGCUGCCCGUUGGUGUCAUUGCCUACACUCUUGUCGGUGGUCUCAAGGCUACCAUUCUGACGGACUGGGCCCACACUUUUAUCCUCUUACUGAUCAUCAUCGUCUUCUCUCUGACGACCUAUGCCACGAACGACCUUCUUGGGUCCCCAGGCAAGGUCUGGGAUCUCCUAGUCGAGGCUGCCGCGCGCCACCCGGUCGACGGCAACAAGGACGGCAGCUAUCUCACCAUGCGGUCCCGCGAGGGCGCCAUCUUCUUCGUGAUUAACAUUGUCGGAAACUUCGGUACUGUCUUCCUCGACAAUGGCUACUACAACAAGGCUAUAGCCGCCUCGCCCGUUCAUGCUCUCCCGGGCUACAUCAUUGGCGGUCUGUCGUGGUUCGCCAUUCCCUGGCUGACGGCGACAACCAUGGGCCUUGCGGCUCUCGCUCUGGAGAACACUCCUCACUUCCCAACGUAUCCCGACCGCAUGCUCGACAAAGAUGUUUCCGCUGGUCUGGUUCUCCCGUACGCUGCUGUGGCCAUGCUCGGCAAAGGCGGUGCCGUUGCAACUCUCCUCAUUGUCUUCAUGGCUGUGACCAGUGCCACGUCAAGUCAGCUCAUUGCUGUUAGCACCAUCAUCACCUAUGACCUGUACCGCACGUACAUCAACCCUCAGGCCAGCGGCAAGCGUCUCAUCUACAUGAGUCACACCCUCGUCGUUGGCUAUGGCUUCUUCAUCGCUACUGUAGCAGUUGGUCUUUGGUAUGCUGGGAUUUCCAUGGGCUAUCUGUACCUGCUCAUGGGUGUGAUCAUCUCUGCCGCUGUGCUGCCCGCUACUCUCACGCUGCUUUGGUCUGGCCAGAACAAGUGGGCGGCCACUCUCUCCCCCGUACUUGGCUUCAUCUGUGCCGUCAUUGCUUGGCUCGUCACUGCCAAGAAGGAGUGCAACGAAAUUACCGUCGACUGCACUGGUCGGAACAACCCCAUGCUUGCUGGCAACGUCGUGGCCCUACUUUCCCCCAUUGUCUUCGUGGCCGUCUUCACUGCUAUUUUCGGUAUUGCCAAGUACGACUGGAAGUCUAUGCUUGACAUCAAGCCUGGUGAUGACCAAGACCUUGCUGAGGAGGCUGGCCUCAACCUGGAAGAGAUUCCUGGCGGCCGUGCUUUGAUGAACUUUGAGGAGGAGCAGAAGAAGCUCAAGCGUGCUUCCAAAAUCAGCAAAACUGUCACUGUUCUUAUGACCAUUUGCUUCCUCGUCCUGUGGCCCAUGCCUUUAUACGGCACCGGCUACAUCUUCAGCAAAAAGUUCUUCACCGGCUGGGUUACUGUCGGUAUCAUCUGGAUCUUCUGCUCCUUCAUCGGUGUCGGUCUCUUCCCCAUUUGGGAGAGCCGUGACACGUUGGCCAGGACCACCAAGGCUCUUUUCUGCGAUCUGGUUGGCAGGGAAAAGACCCAGACCAUCCAGGCGCAGCCUGUCGAAGGCCAGAAGAUUUCGGGCGAUGUCACGCCGACCGAGAAGUCUCCUGCUAAGGAGGCUGUGACCUCAAUCCGGGAAAUGAAAGGGGAUGUCAUGGGAGGUGCUGGCAAGCCCGUUGGACCUGCUUGA